Molecule: messenger RNA, 860 nt
Organism: Procambarus clarkii (red swamp crayfish)
Lineage: Eukaryota; Metazoa; Arthropoda; Malacostraca; Decapoda; Cambaridae
Source: RefSeq, a predicted model, not a curated record
GUGCCAGGGGUCGCCUGGCUCCCUGCGGUGUGAGUGCCUGCCGGGGUGGGCGGGGCCAGGCUGUGCCACGCCCACCACGCCCACUACUUUCCUCCACAACAGUUACGUGAAGCUGGCCCUCUCCUUCACGCCCCUCGGCUACACCACCACCAUCUCCCUCUCAGGUGGUAACACGUGUUGCUGCCGCAGGUUCAGGACGCGGAGGAGAGGAGGUGAACUGGUGGUGAUGACGUCACAACAUGGGCGGGACAUGUGGGCGGUGGAGAUGGUGGGCGGCCGCGUGUGUGUGGUGCUGCGUCUCCACCCGCGACCCACCACCUCCCUCUGUCUCUCCCGGGCCGCCCUCGCUGACGGCCGCUGGCACUCUCUCCUUGCUGCAAGGUACGGCUCAGCGGUCUUCCUGACGGCUGACGACGGCGACGGGGACCUGUACAACGCCUCGGUGGUGCUGGAGGGACGCCAGCUGCUGCAGGUGGACGGCCAGGAGGGCGUUCACGUGGGAGGCACGCCCGAGUAUGCUGGAGUCACUGUGUUCAGCAUACACAGAGACUAUCACAAUGGAUGUAUGGACGACCUGAGGAUCUCCGGGCGGAGGAUACCACUACCGCCAACGGUCAACAGCACAGCCUGGGGUCAGGCCAGCGUGUUCCAGGGCGUCGAGCAAGGGUGUGGGGCUCCUCCUGCCUGUGCCAACGUCUCCUGCAGGCCCCCGCUCUCCUGCGUCGACACCUGGAGGUCCUACCAUUGCGGGUGUGGUGAGGGCCGGGCGCUGAGCAGUAGUGAGGAGACGUGUGAGGACGAGGACGAGUGUGUGUGGCGUCCAUGUCUUAACGGAGGCACCUGCUUCAACACCCAGCCAG